This is a messenger RNA of Aspergillus brunneoviolaceus CBS 621.78, 585 nucleotides long. RefSeq lists its product as uncharacterized. The transcript is spliced from 4 exons. The record is from RefSeq and is a predicted model, not a curated record. NCBI's taxonomy places the organism in Eukaryota, Fungi, Ascomycota, Eurotiomycetes, Eurotiales, Aspergillaceae. The annotation marks the transcript as partial.
UUUCAAAUAUCUAAAGCGUCCCGCUUGAUUUCGGUAAUGCUGGAAGCUCAGCUGUUGCGGCUUUGCCAAGUUGUCUCUCUUAGCCGAACUAAGCGCCGGCAUUCGAUGGCAUGAAUAAGGCAUGUCUGCGCUGCAUAUGUGCAGCUUGGAAGUAAUUUCCAACUCGGUGCCUUUUCUUAUCGAUCCGUUAUGCUUUGUCUUAUUGAUUCACUAUCCGCCGUGUUCUGACAAAGGCCCAAGUCUGCAAAAUCUUUGCCUAUUGGAAUCAGACAUGCGAGUCCGAUGGAAGCGUUCCAUAACUGGAUCAGAUAAACAGCAUACCAAGCUUCAAGACUCGAAAAGCAUCGGAUCAUACAUCCAGGCUGUAAAAGGCAACAAUAUAUUCAAAUUCUGUCAGGCGCCUUCGCUGAUAAUUCUCGGAUGUGCUAAGUUACCUGUUGCAUGGCUGGACAGAGAUUGCGAAUGUCGUGCUCAGCUUGCGGCACAGCUCAAUCAGAUCUGCGAAGUGGCGCCACCGUCUUCAAGAACCCACAAGAAGAGUGCCGUGCACGGCUUGAUCUGUCCAACUACAUUACUUCAACCGAG